This is a messenger RNA of Benincasa hispida (wax gourd), 2050 nucleotides long. RefSeq names its product serine carboxypeptidase-like 40. Lineage: Eukaryota; Viridiplantae; Streptophyta; Magnoliopsida; Cucurbitales; Cucurbitaceae. The record is from RefSeq and is a predicted model, not a curated record. Gene Ontology annotation, biological process: proteolysis. Gene Ontology annotation, molecular function: serine-type carboxypeptidase activity. Gene Ontology annotation, cellular component: vacuole.
CUUCAUCAAUCAUUUAGUUCAUAAUAUAUUAAUUAAUUAAUUAAUUUAAAUUUUGUGUAUUUUCAUCAAAUCCGACGUUCAUGCUCGUCAAAACGAUUCUUCAACUCCUUCAUUGAUUUUCGUCAUUUUUAAUUCCUUGUUUUUUUUUCCCCAAAGAUUCUACAGAUACUCAUAUUGCCUGGAUCCAGAAAUCCAAAACCUCCAAAUAACCCAAAUCUUUCCCCUUAUUUAACUCCUCUCUUUCUCUCAAUUUCAAUUUCAUCAGAGAUCCAUUUCGCAAUGGCAAUGAGAAAUUCAGAAUGCCGUACUUCAAUUCUCCUCUGUUUCUUCUUCCUUUUCCUGUUUUCGGUUCAAAUCGAGGCUAAGAAUCAGAAGGAAGCCCUAGAUGCUCUGUACAAAGCGAAAUUCUUCAAGAACUCAAAUAACGCAGCGGAUGUUUCGUCGGAACUUUUCGUCUACAGUGAAUCAGCGGCUGAUCAAAACGCCGAUGAGCUACGGAGCGUUGAGAUUUACGAUCAAACCGGAAUGAAGCGGCAGGACAAAAUCGAACGGCUACCAGGACAACCGGCGAACGUUAAAUUGUCGCAGUACGGCGGAUAUGUGACGGUGAACAAAUCCGCUGGCCGAGCCUUCUAUUACUACUUCGUUGAAACUCCUCAUAAAAAGAAAUCGUUGCCGCUUCUUCUCUGGCUCAAUGGAGGGCCUGGAUGUUCGUCUCUUGCCUAUGGAGCAAUGGCUGAACUCGGUCCCUUCCGUGUUCGUAGCGACGGCAAAACCCUCUUCGAAAAUCGGUUCUCAUGGAAUCACGCUGCAAAUGUGUUGUUUUUGGAGUCACCAACGGGAGUUGGAUUCUCGUACUCAAAUACAACGUCGGAUUACAAAACCAACGGAGACAAGAGCACGGCAGAAAACAACUACGUAUUUUUGGUAAACUGGCUGGAGAGGUUCCCGGAAUACAAGCACCAAGAUUUCUAUAUCGCCGGCGAGAGCUACGCCGGCCACUACGUCCCUCAACUGGCUCACACCAUUCUCUCACACAAUAAGAAGGCGGGAAGAAAUAUUGUCAAUCUCAAAGGCAUUAUUAUUGGGAACGCAGUGAUCAACGACGAAACAGACCAAUUCGGAAUGUACGACUUCUUCGCAAGCCACGCACUAAUCGCCGACAGAACCGCAGAGGACAUAAAGAAGUACUGCAACUUCACGUCAGACGCGGCGGUGCAGAGGCCGGAGUGCAUAGCCGCUUCGAACAUAGUGGAGUUGAACACAGGCGUAGUGGACAUCUACAACAUCUACUAUCCCUUGUGUCGGAACAGCAGCCUGACAAACGUCCCAAGGAAAGCGACGGUAAUGAACUUCGAUCCUUGCACCGAUUACUACACCUACGCCUACUUGAAUCGAGCCGACGUUCAGAAGGCGAUGCACGCCAACGUCACCAAGCUUUCCUACGAUUGGGAGCCUUGUAGCGAUGUCAUGAGCGGCUGGUCCGAUAGUGCUUCCACUGUUGUUCCUCUGCUGCGAGAGUUCAUGGCUUCUGGCUUACGAGUUUGGGUUUUCAGUGGUGACUUUGAUGGGAGAGUACCCAUUACUUCUACCAAAUAUUCUAUCGAUUCAAUGAAACUUCCUGUGAAGAAAUCUUGGUACCCUUGGUUCAUUGCUGAUGAGGUUGGAGGAUAUGCGGAAGUAUACGAAGGGGAAUUGACAUUAGCAACAGUGAGAGGAGCAGGUCAUGAAGUGCCAAGCUACCAGCCAAGAAGAGCACUUGCACUCAUCAAACACUUCCUUCAAGGCUCUCCUCUCCCUUCUUCACAUCGUCGUUCUACAUAAUCUUAUUUAUGUCAAUAUCUUUAAGUUACCAUCCAUAAUAUUUUUCAAUUGUGGUCCUUUAUAUUAUUUAUCUAUUUCUUGUUGCAUUCCCUUUUCACAAACUUCAUUGAGGGAAUGUGAUGGGAUAAUUCUUUUACCAAUUUACUUUCUCAAGAUGGAUGUAGUAAGAAAAAAUUAUUAGUCAAGAAAAACUUAUUAGUUAUAAUUGACUAUUUUGAUGAAAAAA